UGCUGUUUUACGUCUGGAGUUACUAGAAUUGAAUAAUCACUAAAAGGGAAGUUCUUCUCUGAUAAAACCAAAAAUAUAUAUAUUAUUGACAGAUUUUCCUAGAAAACAUAACAUGGUGUAUACUGUACAGAAUAAUUGGAUGACUGGAAAUCCAGGUCAGUUCACAGGAGAAAUGAACUAAAUGAUCUACACACUAAAUAGGUAUACUUUCACAGUAUUUCAUCUUGUAGUACGCAGCAUAGGAUGUGACCCAUGGAAUUGUGACUCUGAGAAUGUAAGUAUCUGCUGCUAUUACUAUUGUCUUCUCAAUAGUACAGAAGCUUAGUAGUAGCUAGAGAGCACAUUCUUGUCACUUUUAACACAUUAGUUAACACAGCAUUGUCUUGUAAAGAGCUGGCCAUCUAACUUUAGCUACACUAAAAAGAGCUUGUUGAAUUUGCUUAGUUUAAAUGCAUACAUCGAUUCCAUGUGACUGAAUUGAGUAACAUUAUCACAAUUCGUUUUUGCACACCCAACAUGAUUUGAUCACAUAUUUUCAAAGCGCUGAGUAAAAUCCAAAACUGAGCUCGCACCUGACCUGAGAAUCAAACACUGGCAUGACAGUGGUGUUUUAAACCAGACACGUUACAGCUACACUCUGUUACCAUGCAUGUUUUAAUUACCUAAAAUUAAUGCUAUAGUUAUAUCCCAUCAGUGAGAUUGUACCGUGUAAUUGGUUUAUUACUACAUGAAUUGCUUCUGCUCACUCUACGUAAUUCAAUCCAGUCAUUAGAAACUUGUUUCAAUUAAGUUUUCUUUAAGCAAUGAAAAGAAGUUUGUUUUGUUGACAAAUGUAAAACUAUACAAAAUGCUGUUUCUUAAAACCACCACAUAUUCCCUUUUUUCAGUGUAGAUAAAAGUACAAAAUGCAUGUCUUCAAUUCUGGUUCUAAUUUAUUUAGUCAUGUCCAUAGUACUACUGAGUCUGUCUUUUAUGGAACUAGAUCAUUUUAGUCACCUAGUGAAUCUUGUGUGUGUGAAGACCCAUGACGUAUGUCUAAAAAUGUAUUCCAAAUCAGACAAAACUUUGGAUUUGGAUAGCCAGGAUGACUCAAAUAUUAUGCACAGAAACUUGAAAUUAAGGUUUCAUGAUGAAACAUGAUGAAAAUCAAAUCUUUAAAAUAUAACUUCUACCAUUUCAUUCCCAUGACAGGCCAGAAUUUUCAGGAAGGUUUUUAUGAGUGCUGUGAGCCCUACUUGGCAUUCAGACUUUAAUUUAGGUCAGCUGGGGUCACUGGAUGUCCCAAAAGAAGCCCACUUUCAUGGGUCAUCAGUACAUCCUGGGCUAUGGGGAGUCUCCUGAUUUUCACCAUUGAAUGGGCUUCAACAAUUGCAUCAGAUCUUGUCAGAUGUUCCUCCCAGUAAGUCAAUCAAAAUGAUGGUUUUUGUGGCCUACUUUAGAACAUCUUAGCAAAUCAAUGUCAAUCAAUUAAUGCUUUGAAGCAAUUUAUAGAUGCAGCAUGAAAAGUGAAUAAGGGUCCACCAGGAGAUUCAGUCAUAUAAAACAGAAUGGAAGACAUGCCCCAAAGACUACCCACCUCAUUAUAAUUCUAUUAAUCUCUUCAGUCUGGGGGAAUAGCAUAAAAUCACUGGACUGUCAGUGAAGUUGUUUAAACAUGACUAAAUGGAAAAUUCAAAAAUCACGUUUAUGGCAGGAAAUACUGUUCAAAAAGGAUUAAGCAUUCAAAGAUUCAGCAUUUUUAACAGCCUUGCUGUUUCUGCACUUAUACAACAACAGUACAAAGGAUGACACAGUAUGAGAAUCUACAGCAGACCUGAUUUGGGCAGAUUUAUGAUCAAGUCAACAGACACCUACAUUGUCUAUGAUCGCUUCUAUCUCCAUGAUAUUCACUUUGUCUACAGCAUGUGGGCUUACGGGAGACAUGGGUACUUCCUGUGGACUGGAGAGCAUAGAGCCUAUGCAGACUGAGACUGCUACAACCAUGACCGGCUCAACCCCAUGAUCAGAGGAGGCUUCAUGUAGGCUCACUCUGUGGGAUUAAGACAUCAUUAAAGGCUGGGUUUAAGAACACUUCAUCCUGUUGCAUUUUCCCCCAUUUCUCUAAAACACAGUAGAGAAUGCUGUCAAGAUAAAAGAGCUCUGACAAAGACAAUGAAAGCAGACAAACCACCAGACCUAUAAUGGUAUGCAGUCUACAGAAUGCAAUCUGCUGACAUGGCACGAGUUUAUGAGCUACACACAAAAGCCAUGUCCCAUGGUCAGUCUAUAAAGAGGCCCUGACCUGUAAAUGGAUCUCAUCUGCUCUGAACACACUCACUAUGGGCAAGAUUAUCUUCUUUGAGGAAAAGAAUUUCCAAGGCCGUCACUAUGAGUGCAGUAGUGACAGUGCUGAGUUGCAGCCCCACCUGAACCGCUGUAAUUCCAUCCGUGUCGAGAGCGGCUGCUGGAUGGCUUAUGAGAAACCAAACUUCUCUGGCUACCAGUACAUGCUGCACAAGGGAGAAUAUCCAGAUUACCAUCACUGGGCAGGUUUUAAUGAUCGCAUCCAUUCCUGCCGCAUUGUACCUUCUUACCAAGGAGACUACAAAGUGAAGAUCUUUGAGCGCUCUGAUUUUGGAGGCCAGGCCAUAGAGCUGAUGGAGGAUUGCCCAGAUUUGCGCAAAUGUUUCCACAAUGGUGAAAUCCUCUCUGCUAAUGUCAUGGAAGGUUACUGGAUCCUUCACGAGCACCCCAACUACAGUGGGCGCCAGUACUUCCUGCACCCAGGGGAGUACAGGAGGUUUAGCGAGUGGGGCAGUGUCAGUCCUGCUACAGGCUCCCUGAAACGGAUCACCGAGCUCAACUGAAAAGAUUUUCUGCCUAAUAUAGCAAACUAAUCAUACCUGGUUAUCAAGUGCUUCCAGCAUGAUCUGAUCUUUUCAGUUGACUGUGGCUUGACUGUGUAAUCAAUAUGUAACAUGGAUUCAUGUUGCUUUUUUUUGGCCUCUGUUUGAGCUAUUCAUUAGCUAAAACAAAUGUUUGCAUCUUUUGUGUGUUGACAGAUCAUAUACUUACCUAGCACCUGAAGCGUUAAUGCUUAAAGUGCGAACAAAUUGAAAUUAAAGUACUUUUAUACCUUCAACUUACACAAAUGUAUUAUGGUGUUUAAUAAGGAGACCAAAGUUUUCUCACUUCAUUUGCUGGAUGGUAUACAGGCU
Messenger RNA from Hemibagrus wyckioides, 3197 nucleotides. It is a transcript of the gene crygmx, whose product is annotated as crystallin, gamma MX. NCBI's taxonomy places the organism in Eukaryota, Metazoa, Chordata, Actinopteri, Siluriformes, Bagridae. The record is from RefSeq and is a predicted model, not a curated record. Gene Ontology annotation, biological process: lens development in camera-type eye; visual perception. The coding region runs from base 2319 to 2846 and encodes 175 amino acids. Gene Ontology annotation, molecular function: structural constituent of eye lens. The transcript has 4 exons.